This is a messenger RNA of Neltuma alba, 900 nucleotides long. RefSeq lists its product as uncharacterized. Gene Ontology annotation, cellular component: chloroplast inner membrane. Lineage: Eukaryota; Viridiplantae; Streptophyta; Magnoliopsida; Fabales; Fabaceae. The coding region runs from base 124 to 888 and encodes 254 amino acids. The transcript has 4 exons. The record is from RefSeq and is a predicted model, not a curated record. Gene Ontology annotation, biological process: plant organ development.
CUCUAAAUUCUUCGUCUUUAGAGAGGGAUAACUCGAUUCCAUCAAGGCCUCUUCGCCGAUGAAAAUUUUCUGAGAAAAUCCUACUCCAAUUUUCCGUCAAUCCAAACGGAUAAGCCCUCCCAAAUGUCACUUGCGGUGUUCCAAACGGCUCAAAUCAUGCCCAUGAACUCUCACGCCGCCACAAAGGCCUUGCCGCCGAAUCCCUCGUUGCCGACCCCGAAACACGGUUCUCUCCAGCUAGUUAUAAAGCCCGCCGGCUUCAAGCUUAGGCGACGAUUUUUGGUGGUCAAAGCCUCGGCUACCUCUGAGGUGGAGAAUGGUUCGGCGGCUUUAUUGGAACGUUGCUUUAGCUUGCCAGAUGCUCCCGGUACUUCCGAUUCUUCGCUGCCUUCAUCCUCUUCAAUGAAUUUGGGUCCCGUAAUGAAGGGAAAAUACAGUUCGCUUGGUGCCGUGACAUUAGAAAAAUCCAAACUCGAUUUGUCGCAGAAGCAAACCAAGUCUAGUCCUCAGCUUGAUGUUGGGGGAGGAGGAGGAGAUAUUGGAAAGAAAAUCAAUCAUGGUGGUGGUGAUGGAGGUGACGAUGGUGGUGAUGAUGAUGAUUACUUUGAUGACUUUGAUGAGGGUGAUGAUGGAGAUGAGGGUGGCUUGUUUAGGAGACGUAUACUCCUUGAAGAGUUAUUUGACCGUAAAUUUGUGGAUGCGGUGUUAAAUGAGUGGCAAAAAACAAUGAUGGAUUUGCCUGCUGGGUUACGCCAAGCUUAUGAAAUGGGUUUGGUUAGCUCAGCUCAGAUGGUAAAAUUCCUAGCAAUUAAUGCCAGGCCAACUGUUAGCAGGUUUAUUUCCCGAGGGCUACCACAAGGAAUGUCAAGGGCUUUUAUUGGCAGGUGAGUUUAUUUUUGA